Colossoma macropomum (tambaqui) is the source of this 1169-nucleotide messenger RNA. RefSeq names its product odorant receptor 131-2-like. NCBI's taxonomy places the organism in Eukaryota, Metazoa, Chordata, Actinopteri, Characiformes, Serrasalmidae. Gene Ontology annotation, molecular function: G protein-coupled receptor activity. The record is from RefSeq and is a predicted model, not a curated record. Gene Ontology annotation, cellular component: membrane. Bases 1 to 924 code for a protein of 307 amino acids. The transcript has a single exon. Gene Ontology annotation, biological process: G protein-coupled receptor signaling pathway.
AUGAACUCAAGCCAGAAUCCUUUUGAAGAGGCUUUUAUGAAGAACUUAAUUACAGUUGGGUUGGGUGGCAUCAUAACCUACAUCAAUGGAAUCUUUGUGAUUGCCUUUUUUAAAAAUCCAGUUUUCUACACCGACACAAGAUACAUUCUGUACAUUCACCUCGUCAUCAAUGACAUAAUUAUGCUCUUCCUUUCAGUUACUCUGCAUGUCCUCAUUUAUACUGUACCUCUUUUGAAUGUCACAGUCUGCAGUUUUCUGCUUCUGUUCGCCACAACAACUAAAGAAAACACUCCACUGAAUCUAGCUGGAAUGGCCUUGGAACGCUACAUUGCCAUCUGCAAACCGCUGCAUUACCCUCAGCUUUGCACAGUGAACAGGACCUACAUCCUCAUCGGCCUGAUAUGGCUUCUGUCUUCUAUUCCUGCACUAACUGAUAUCAUUAUUGUUUUGGUGAAUGAACCCAUCAGUAUUUUUUCAACAUCCAUUAUUUGCUAUUUUAAGAGUCUUUUUAACACAAAUCAGCACCUCAUCAGAACAAUCUCUGUAGAGUCCCUUUAUUUAUCAUGUGUGUGGAUGACGCUGAUCUUUACUUACUUCAGGGUUCUUCAGGCAACUAAAGCUGCAACCUCUGAUCAGGUUUCUGCCAAAAAAGCCCGGAACACUAUUUUGCUCCAUGGCCUGCAGCUCCUUCUUUGUAUGCUUGGCUAUAUUACUCCAAUUAUAAACUACUUUUUCUUAGCACUGUUCUCAAACUAUAGAAGCACGAUUUUGUUCAGUUCCUAUUUAAUGGCUAACGUUAUUCCAAGGCUACUCAGUCCUCUAAUAUAUGGAUUCCGAGAUCAAAAAAUGUUCAGAUAUGUUAGAAUGUAUUUAACGUGCAGUCUGUUCCUCACAAAGAUUGAACCAAAUGAAGUUGAGUCUUAGAGUUCAGUUUUUACAAGUCAAAGAAUAUUGAAAUUUGAUUUCAUGAUUUCUGACUAUUUAAUCAGAGCUGUGAGUGUAUGUUAUAGAUGAUGUAUCUCAGUGGAGAGGCCAACCAUGAAAAUUUGCACCUUAACAAUGUGUUGGUAUGAAUGAUGCACAUGUGAUGUCUACCUACUGCAAGUUAAACCAUAUUCAAUAUAUUCUAAAAUAUGGCACUAGAUCAAAGGCACAUUGCUGGAAGAGAA